Gavialis gangeticus (Gharial) is the source of this 4482-nucleotide messenger RNA. It is a transcript of the gene TDRD12, whose product is annotated as tudor domain containing 12. Gene Ontology annotation, biological process: transposable element silencing; germ-line stem cell division. NCBI's taxonomy places the organism in Eukaryota, Metazoa, Chordata, Crocodylia, Gavialidae. The coding region runs from base 310 to 4107 and encodes 1265 amino acids. Gene Ontology annotation, molecular function: nucleic acid binding; ATP binding. The record is from RefSeq and is a predicted model, not a curated record. The transcript is spliced from 33 exons.
CCGCGCGCUGCUGCUCCCAUUGCGCAGGCUCAGUAGAGAAUCUGCCGUUGCAGGGGCGGGGCUUCUGGAAGCUUCUGGGCAGGGCGCUGGGGUGACGGCGCUUGGCCGGGAUCCUCGGACACAGCGCAGCUGAUUCAGACAUAGAAGGCAUGAGAAUAGCUUGAACAAACAACAUGAGAUAAAAGCUGAAAGGGGGAAUAAAAACACAAGGCAAAUAAAGGAAGGUCAUUGCAUAUCUUGGAGCAGUGAAAUACUUGUGGAUUACAUCAGUUUUAAUUGCAUUGCUGAAGAGGACUUCAGUUGAUAACAAUGAUUGAAGUUUUGAUAUUAAAGAUUGAAGAUCCAGGUUGCUUUUGGGUCAUUCUGAAAGGAUGUGGAUCUUUUGUAGACAAUGAAGUGGAAUAUAGAAAACUGCACGCUGAAAUGAAUCAGUUCUAUAACCAAUCUUGUAGAGAUGUGGAUGAAGUAAAGCCAUUAAUGGUAGAAGAAGGGCAGGUGUGUGUGGUUUUUUGUCAGGAACUGAGAUGCUGGUGUAGAGCAGUUAUUAAGACAAUCAUGUCCUGUACGGAGCAUUGCCUGGUAGAGUGCUUCCUUGUGGAUUAUGCCAAGUAUAUUCCAGUUAAAACAAGAGACAUUCGGGUUGCAGUGGAAGCAUUUAUGCGACUCCCAUAUAGAGCAAGAAAGUUUAGAUUAUACUGUAUAAAGCCAGUGACGUUGCACAUCAACUUCUGUGAAGAUACUGCAGAAAUAGUACCUGCUAAGGCUUGGGAUGGUGCUGCUAUUCAGUACUUCCAAAAGCUGCUCAGAGAAACCACACAGAUUGAAGCCAAGUUAUGUGCUAUAGAAGAUGAACACUUUGAUGUUUAUCUUUAUGUAACAGCACAGGAUGAAAAGGUAUGUGUUAAUGAUGAACUUGUUGCAAAGAACUUUGCUUGUUAUAUGUCUACUGAAGAGAACACAAAUAAUCCUGCAAAUAAACCAAGCAAGCAGUCCCCAUUAAGUCUUGUGGGUUUUCCAGAAAAAGUGAUCAAUCCUGUACUUGCUCUUUGGCCAGUGCUCUUACAGGGAAAGGCACCCAAAAACCUAAAAACAGGGCACACUGCUUCAAAUCCUCUUCUGGAAAAGAAUUGUAAAAAUCUUUCAACUACAUCUUUUAAUGGACAUAUGGAGUCUACUGUUGGUGUGUUUCUGGGCUUUCCUUUUAAAGAACAUAUAACUAUUUCUGGUCAGACAGACAGUGACUUACUUGAAAUCAUAUGUAAGAAACAACUGAAAAAGGUAGAACAUGAUGAAAAGAGUGGCUGUGUAAAGCUUCUGCAGUUUUUAAAUCCUGAUCCUUCGAAAACAGAUCAUUUUGAGAAUGAGAAACAGGAGUUUCUAAAGGUCAGUGCAGAACAACAUUUUGUUUUUAACAAGAAAAUAGAACCUUGUUCAUCUCUUGAAACAGCACCACUUCUUGUUAAUCUGAAAAAGGAGCUUCUCUGGAAUAAGUUUCAAGGCCCUACUUUCACACAGUCUUAUUGUUGGCCACCUAUAGCUCGUGGAUGUGAUGUAGUUGUCAUCUCUCAUCAUGGAAAUGAUCCUCUGUUGUAUAUUCCACCAAUUCUUACAUUUUUGCAAUCAAGAGGCUGCUACAAGUCAUUGCCAAGUGGGAAUGGUCCAACAACACUAAUUGUGUGUCCUGGAUGGAAGAAAGCACAACUCAUUUUUGAAUUACUGAAAAAAUACGGCAGAUGUUCCAGACCGUUGCAUCCAUUGUUGUUAUUAGUUGGACUGAAUAACGAAGAGGUCAAAAAUAUGAAACUUCAACAAGGAUGUGAAGUGAUUGUAACCACACCAUACAGCCUUUUAAGACUGCUUGAACACCAUAGCUUGUUAUUACUUAGACUUUGCCAUCUUGUUCUUGAUGAGGUUGAGGUACUGUUAUCAGAAGCCAGCAAACAAGUAUUUAUGAUCCUAGAAUAUUAUAGGAAAACAAUCCCUGUUGCAGGGAGGGAAUCUGCACCACGUCAGAUUGUUGUUGUUGGAACUCGUUGGAAUAAACAUAUAGAACAUGUAACAAGAGAGUUCAUGAAUGAUCCUUAUAUUGUGAUAACAUCUAUGGAAGAAGCAUCCAUAUAUGGAAAUGUUCAACAGGUAGUGCACCUUUCUUUGGACUGUGACAAAAUCUCUGUAUUACUCAGGAUAUUGGAUUUCACCCCUAGUAAUGCUCAGAAGACCUUGAUUUUCACUAAUUCUGUGGAUGAAACAGAAAUGGUUUAUAGAGCAGUGGAGAGCAGUGCAAUAUUUUGCUUAAAAAUACACAAGGAAAUUGAGUAUCAUUUUAAAUAUGUUGAAGAGCAAUGGAGAAAAAAAUUUAGUCCUGGCACUCAUGUUGUGUUAGUUUUAACUGAUGACUGCAUGAAAUACUUGGGAAUUACUGAUGCAACUUGUGUGGUACAUUUCAGUUUUCCAUCCUCUCCAAGCGUUUUUGGUAUACGCUUACACAGCAUGUCUGAUAACUUUCGAAGUGGCAUAGAAAAGAGUUCUUUGAAAGAUGACAAAUUUACAAAGGCAAAAUCCAUCUUGUUGCUGACUGAAAGAAAUGGAUGCCACGCAGGUGGUGUGCUGCAUUACUUGGAACACACAGAUGCUAAAAUUCCACCAGAACUGAGUGACUUUACAGCUGGAGUGCUCAAAGCUAAAGAAGAUAUGAAACUAGCAAGGCCUGUUUGUCAUUAUCUUAAAACACUUGGGGUUUGCAAAAAUAUGAGGAUAUGUCCAGAUCGGCAUCAAGUUAAUUUGCAAAUAGAUUUCCCUCCAAAGUCUUCAGAUCAAAUUACAUCAGCAGUUGGAUAUAUCACAAUACUACCUCUCCACAUUGUGGAUGCAACAAACUACUUUGGUCGCAUAGUAGAUAAGAAAGAGGAUCAAUAUGCAAUUCUUGCUGUAGAAAUGGACAAGUAUUUUAAGAAAGCCAGUAAUAAAGUAUCAGUUGAAAUGGUGAAGAAACUAUCAUUGUAUGGAUUACACGAAGAGAAGAUUUUUCAUCGGGUUCAAGUAUUAGAGAUCUUUCCAAAAGAAGAAAAUGGCUUUUUCUAUAAUGUUACUAUCAAGUACGUAGAUGAAGGUAGAACUGGUCAGGUUCAAGGCCAUCAGUUAUUUCCCUUACCUGCAGAAUUUCAGAGUUUGCCCCCUCAGGCAGUGGAAUUCAUUGUUUGUAGAGUAAAACCUAUUGAUAAUGAAACUGAAUGGAACCCAAAGAUUACUAGAUAUAUUCAUCAGAAAAUUAAAGGAAAAUUGCAUGAAGCAAGAGUGGUGCUUACCUUGGGAAAUACAGUUUGGGUUGAUCCAAUGGUCCAGGUCACCAGACUUCCAGAUUUGAAGAUUUCUGUUAACGAAUACAACAUUAGAUCUGAGAUUUUGUCUAUGGGAAUGGGAACUGAUAAUCCAGAACACAUAAAACAACUCCAAAAAUUGUGUGAAUCUGCUAAAAUGUUAGCUCCUGAGAAAAAGACCUUGCAGACUUCUAUUAGGGACGUGGCCAGUCCGCAGAGGGAGCCAGAACAAGAUGUGGACAGUGUGCAGAGCCCAUUAUUAGGAGAAAAAUUGUCUGAAAAUUGCAAUUUCUCCCAAACUAUUUUGGAUCAAAGUGGUCCCAUAGCCAAAAUUGAGGUGGAAAACUCUACACAGCAUCAUCAUAAAUGUUUCUAUCCGGAAAUUAAAUGGUUUCAAAAGGAAGAUACCGUUACCAUGAAGAUAAAAAUAAGAAAUGUAACUGACUGUAAAUGUGAGUUUUUGAGAAACAGGGUUAUUUUCAGUGCUUUUUCAGAAGACAAGUUUUAUUUGGUGGAUACAGAGCUGUAUGAAAAUAUACUUACUGAAAAGUCUGUAUGUGAGGUUAAGAAUGAAGAACCUGUGAUUAUCCUUGCAAAAGAAAAGAAAGAAUCAUGGCUCAAGCUGCUAAAGUACAAGAAUCCUAAUGUGUCUUUUGACUUUGAACAUUGGGAAGAUUGUGGAGAUGAAAGCCCCUUUCCAGUUGGUGCUGAAAAAUUACAUCAUCCUGCUACACUAGCAAUGGAAGAAAUGGAGGAAUCCUCGGACAGUGAAACAGAAAGUGGUGACUAACCUGCAGAAUCAAUCUUUGUCAGUCCCUUUUCUUUCAACCCACAGUGGGUAGACACACCUGCAUUUGAACCACUUUCAAAAGGACAGCAGCUGUUAUGUUUCAAUACAGGGGUGGGCCACUUAAGGAGUUUUGGUGAGCGCUUGAGGUGCAGGGGUAGGGAGGGGCUGACCCAGCUGCAAUGCCCUGUCACAGCUGUUCACACUACCCAGUGUGGGGUGUGGCCUGGGAAGAUGCCAGUUUAUCCUAUCUGUCCCAGGCCUGUCUGCCCUGCACCCACCACCGGGAGUGCCAGAUACAGCAGGUGGCCAGGGGCUCCACGGAGAUCAACCCAGGACCCCUGUGGGCAGGGUACACUCCGUCAGGCGGAUGGGAUG